UUUCUCUUUGUUACUAGUCAUACAAAUUUUUUAUAAAAUAGAUUAAAUUUUUUAUUUAAACAAAAUAAUGUUGUCAAUUUAAGUAAAUGAAUGUUUUAAAUUGUUUAAUUUUAUAAUUUAUCAAAAAUAAAAUUAGUUAAUAAUUAAAACUAUCUCAGUUUAUUAAAAAAUGAAUACAAUUCAAAUUUCUAAUAUGCGACAAAAAACUAGUAUAUUAGAUAAAUCUAUUAGUAAAGGCAAAGGUGAAAUUAAUAUGAAUUGUUUUGCUCUACUGUUUUCGGAACUAGUUCAAUAUAGUCAAGGAAAAGCACAUACUGUAACUGAGCUUCAGAAUAGGUUAUCAGAUUUAGGACAAGAAAUAGGGACUAAAUUAAUUGACUUACAUUUUUUACGGGAAAAAAAUAGUAAACGAGAGAUUAAAUUACUAAACAUGUUGCUUCUCAUCAAGUCUACAUUUUGGAAAAGUUUCUUUGGUCGUGAAGCUGACAAAUUGGAACACUCUAAUGAAGAUGAUUCUACAUAUUAUAUAAUUGAAAAAGAACCUUUAGUAAACAAGUAUAUAUCUGUCCCUAAAGAUAAAGGAAAUCUAAAUUGUGCUAUAUUUAUUGGUGGAAUAAUUGAAGGGAUUUUAAAUUCAUCUGGCUUUAAUGCUAAAGUGACAGCACAUUGGCACAAAGGUACAACAUAUAUGGUUAAGUUUGAAGAUCAUGUUAUAGCUAGAGAUAAGCAGAUGGAAGAACGCUAAUAUUAUUUUUAUAUUUUUUUAUUUUACAUUAUUAUUGAAUAUAAAUUGCUUGGAAUAAAAUACACAUAGUAAAAACAUGUGUUAAGCAUUGUGUAUGAA
Messenger RNA from Daktulosphaira vitifoliae (grape phylloxera), 844 nucleotides. It is a transcript of the gene Trs31, whose product is annotated as trafficking protein particle complex subunit 5. The record is from RefSeq and is a predicted model, not a curated record. The transcript has 4 exons. NCBI's taxonomy places the organism in Eukaryota, Metazoa, Arthropoda, Insecta, Hemiptera, Phylloxeridae. The coding region runs from base 170 to 745 and encodes 191 amino acids. Gene Ontology annotation, cellular component: TRAPPI protein complex; TRAPPII protein complex; TRAPPIII protein complex. Gene Ontology annotation, biological process: endoplasmic reticulum to Golgi vesicle-mediated transport.